GCGCAGGUCGUGUUGGUCACGCCGGAGUCGGCGGUUAGGGAGGUAUUUAGCAAUUUUAUUAACCGACAGCGGUUAAUAGAACGGUUGGACCGGAUUAUAAUUAAUAAAUGCCACGUAAUUUUGGAUUUAGUAGGCGGGUGGAGGAGCAGAAUAUUAGCGUUAAGGAAUUUAGUUAUAAUAGAAACGCAGUUAGUGUAUUUAAUAGCAAUAAUCUAG
Molecule: messenger RNA, 216 nt
Organism: Mytilinidion resinicola
Lineage: Eukaryota; Fungi; Ascomycota; Dothideomycetes; Mytilinidiales; Mytilinidiaceae
Exons: 1
Source: RefSeq, a predicted model, not a curated record